Messenger RNA from Saprolegnia parasitica CBS 223.65, 606 nucleotides. RefSeq lists its product as hypothetical. The record is from RefSeq and is a predicted model, not a curated record. The annotation marks the transcript as partial. The transcript has a single exon. Lineage: Eukaryota; Oomycota; Saprolegniomycetes; Saprolegniales; Saprolegniaceae.
AUGGCUGCCCGUGCACCUGCGCCCCAACGACCUCGCCCGUCGCCAGCCUCGGCCCUUGACAUUGCGGGCGUCCUCAUCAAGAUCGUUCAGUUUACGCCUGCGCGCAAGGAUGUCGUCUCGCUCCUUACGGCGCUACCAACGACGACGAUGCGCUCACCCGCGCUGACGGCGCUGUUGGAGCACUUGACGGGUCAUUGGCAAUAUUGGCCCGUGCUGUACCUCUCCAACUCCUCCGAGAUCGACGCAAGUGUGGUUGCGGUCUACAGCCAGGUGACACUCCUCAGGGGCGGCUGCCGGUUUCGUUCCCCGCCCUUCAGGCCAGCACGUGACUACGAUGCCGAGUACAAGGCCUUCGAAGACGCCAUGCACAAGUGGGCCUCCAAGUUGACGAUCUUCGACGGCUCCGACAUGCAGGCUGGCCAGCACUACCGCAUCGAGCUGCAUCGUGCACUGGCUCGCUGCACACACUUGAAGACGGCGAACCUGACGACCGACCAGCCGCACCUUCUCGAGGCCGUCACGACACCAAACCAUCGCGUCUCGACGCUCGAGCUCAAACCACGCAAGCAUGCGACGGUCCCUGCCCUUCCGCUCGUCGCGCCGCUG